UGAGUUAGAGAGAAAUCCUCAAAAGAGUUAAAUGAUGACGAGAACAUAAACCUCUUAAAAAACACACAUAACACAAAGGUUGUAAAACCCAUUUAGAACCGAGAAUGAUGUCUGGAACUGGAACAUGUUGUGCACUAACCCAAAACCCCUUCUGUUAUCCCGCUCCGUCACCUUUUCUCCUCAACCGCCCACCCCCCUUCAAUUUCCAACAACACCCCCCUUUAACCGCUUUCCACCUCCCUUUGCUCAACUGCGCUUCCGUCAUUCUCGUCUCUCUGCCCUCUCCGGUGAUGGUUCCGGUGGUACUGGUGGUGACGGUGGCUCUGGAGGAUGGAAUUCCGGUGACAAUGAAGCUGAUGAUGGAGGAGGAACAUGGUCAUUCUUGUCAUGGUACAUGGCUCUUCUUGCAAAAUACCCUGUUCCCGUAAAGGCUUUAACAUCUGCAAUUCUUAACCUAAUUGGAGAUUUAAUCUGCCAGCUUGUAAUAGACAAAGUGCAGACACCAGAUUUGAAGAGGACAUUCCUCUUUUCGUUUCUCGGUCUCGUGCUAGUUGGUCCAACAUUGCAUUUCUGGUAUUUGUAUCUGAGUCAAUUGGUUACACUUCCCGGAACAUCAGGUGCAAUUUUGCGGCUUGUACUUGAUCAGUUCGUAUUUUCUCCCAUAUUCCUUGGAGUUUUCUUAUCUUCAUUGGUGACACUAGAGGGAAGGCCAUCACAAGCUGUGCCUAAGCUUAAGCAGGAGUGGUUUUCUGCUGUUCUAGCAAACUGGCAAUUAUGGAUUCCUUUUCAAUUUCUCAACUUUAGAUUUGUUCCGCAACAAUUUCAGGUCCUCGCUGCUAAUGUUGUUGCUUUGGUGUGGAAUGUUAUUCUCUCAUUUAAAGCACACAAAGAAGUUCUUCCAAAAUAGGCUUGGGAGCAGCUGCAGGAGCUGUAUUCAAGUACAGUAUGCUAUUUUUAAAUGUUACGGUACUGUAGGUGAACAUGAAAACUAGGUGUUGUAUAAACUUGCAUGUAGAAUAAUAUUACAUAUGCACUUUCGGGGAUAAAAUUCUACAUCAUUUGAGAUCAACAAAUUCAAAAGCAACAUCAUUUUUGAGAGUCAAGUUUAUAUCUGAUUAAUUUUGGUAA
Medicago truncatula (barrel medic) is the source of this 1128-nucleotide messenger RNA. Its product is annotated as protein sym-1. The coding region runs from base 125 to 907 and encodes 260 amino acids. The record is from RefSeq and is a predicted model, not a curated record. Gene Ontology annotation, cellular component: cytoplasm; membrane. Lineage: Eukaryota; Viridiplantae; Streptophyta; Magnoliopsida; Fabales; Fabaceae. The transcript is spliced from 8 exons.